Messenger RNA from Chanos chanos (milkfish), 958 nucleotides. RefSeq lists its product as uncharacterized. Bases 1 to 891 code for a protein of 296 amino acids. The transcript is spliced from 6 exons. Lineage: Eukaryota; Metazoa; Chordata; Actinopteri; Gonorynchiformes; Chanidae. The record is from RefSeq and is a predicted model, not a curated record.
AUGGCUAAAGAUGGGGAAGAUUUACAGGUAAAUCUCAAAAGGAAAUUAUCCACGAGCAUUGGAGAUUCAACAAGUCCUUCCACAGUGAAAAAGUUUAAACUAAAAGAUGGACAUGAAAAGACUCGUACUGUAAACAAAGAAAAAGCACGAGACCCAGCUGCUCCGAGUGGAAAAACUGAGAUUAAGAAGAACAAAGUGAAACACGAUGACAAAGAUAACGAUUCAAAGAAGCAAAAACUCCCGAGCAGCGCAGAGGCAAGACAGAAGCCCCAAAAGGAAAAGAAGAAAAGUCAGGAAAGCUCCAGAAGUGUCUCUGAAGUGAAGAAGAAUGAAAAGGGCGAGCUUAUUUUUAAAGAUUUUCCAGAAUUCAGGCCCAAUAUGACACCAAAGGAGGUUCUUCAGGCAGGCAGUUUUGGGGGCACCUAUUUUAGGUCAAUAUACUCCAGCAUAACAAAGCAGCAUUAUAAGGAUGUGUGGAAGGAGCUCCCAACAGAUUGGCUGGAGGGACUAGACAUUCCUAAACAAGUGGCAUCAGCGACGUACAGGGAGAACGUAAACACCUAUAAGGUGAAGUGUGGCGGGAGCCUGGAGAUGUGGGAGAGCAGUGGCUGGAUUGUGACCCAGGAUCCGUAUGGCUGGUUCCAGUGGUACUGUAGGUUUUACCAGGGACGGCGCACCGCAGACGAUGCACGUCAGAUCAGCCGCUGGGCCAAGUGUGCUGGGGUCAAAGGGCGCUGGAGGAACAACCUCAUCACCAAGGUGGUCCGGGCCGGCUGUGGCUACGAUAACCCUGGUGUGUCUCCUGUGGUCCGUCAGACUCUGCAGCACUGGGGAUACCGUCUCACGCCGGAAGACUACAAGCAGGGGGCCAAGAGAGUCAAGCCGAAAUAAACCCCAGUGCUGUAUGGUCACUUGAAGACCUAGUGGACAUGUGAAACCUUUGGGAGGGUCAUGAAUU